AUGUUUACAUUCACUCCCUUGCUUGGCGCUCAGUCUUCGUCAUCGAAAGCUUCACAAUCGAUCUUAGAGCUUGAUGGUGGAAUCAAGAUCCUCGUGGACGUGGGUUGGGGUGAUACGUAUGAUCCGCUGGAUCUACAGGAGUUGGAAAAACAUGUACCUACUCUAUCCCUGAUUCUUCUAACACAUGCGACCCCCGCACACAUUGGUGCCUUUGCGCAUUGCUGCAAGACGUUCCCCCUUUUCACCCAGAUUCCCGUCUACGCCACCAGUCCGGUCAUUGCCCUUGGCCGCACGCUUCUCCAGGAUCUGUAUGCAUCGUCGCCACUAGCGGCGACCUUUUUGCCCAAAGCGUCGGUCUCGGAGCCCGGCGCUUCCACCUCCGCCGCAUCAGUCGCGGAAAGCGAAGGAGGCCUCGGUGCCAGUCAGGCGGGGCGAAUUCUCCUGCAGCCUCCAACGGCGGAGGAGAUUGCCAGGUAUUUUUCCUUUGUUCAUCCGCUGAAGUACUCGCAACCACAUGAGCCGCUCCCGUCGCCCUUCUCUCCACCGCUGAACGGCCUCACGAUGACUGCCUACAACGCUGGACAUACGGUGGGGGGCACCAUCUGGCAUAUCCAGCAUGGCAUGGAGUCGAUUGUGUAUGCGGUCGAUUGGAACCAGGCGCGUGAGAGCGUCGUGGCCGGUGCCGCAUGGUUUGGGGGGUCCGGGGCCAGUGGGACAGAGGUGAUCGAACAGUUGCGCAAACCCACCGCGUUGGUCUGCAGCACGAGGGGCGGCGAUACGUUCGCUUUGCCUGGAGGCCGCAAGAAGCGUGAUGACCUCCUACUCGAUAUGAUCCGAAGUACCCUCGCCAAAGGGGGCACGGUGCUGAUUCCCUCCGACACCAGUGCCCGUGUGCUGGAACUGGCCUAUGCGUUGGAACAUGCGUGGCGCGAUGGCCAUGAGCCGGACCAGAGCAGCGCACUACAGGGCGCGGGACUGUAUCUGGCUGGCCGAAAGGCCAACACGACGAUGAGGCUGGCACGGAGCAUGCUGGAGUGGAUGGACGAAAACAUUGUGCGCGAGUUUGAAGCGGCCGAGGGGGUCGACGCGACAACGGGCCAGUCCCGAUCUACCGGCGAUGGCCCGCGGUCAGGCGGGACGGGUAGUGGGAAGGGAGAAGAGAAGAGAACCGGUCCUUUUACGUUCAAAUAUCUGAAGAUUGUGGAGCGAAAGAAACGACUGGAGAAGAUCCUGCAAGACCCCACACCGAAGGUGGUGCUGGCUUCGGAUACAUCGCUUGACUGGGGCUUCGCGAAGGACUCGCUUCGUCUGGUGGCCGAGGGCCCGAACAACUUGCUGCUGCUCACGGAGCCGCUUCAUAGAGAACGGUUGUCCACAGAUCGUGAGGAGCCUCGGCGCAAGACUCUGGGGAGCAUGAUCUGGGAAUGGUAUGAAGAGCGGAAAGACGGGGUGGCCUUGGAGAAGACCUCGGAUGGCGAGACGAUCGAGCAGGUGCACAGCGGAGGCCGGGAGCUCUCCUGGACAGACGUGCAGCGGGCGCCACUUGACCCGGGGGAGCAGCUGCUCUACCAGCAAUAUCUCGCGACAAAACGACAACUGCAGGAUACCUCGCAGGCGCGGGGCCAAGAGACGCUGGACAAUGGCGCGGACGCGCUGGAUGAUCGGUCCAGCUCCACGUCGGAGGACUCGGAGGAGGAACAGCAGGGACGAGUGUUGAAUUUCUCCACGUCGCUGGCGCAUGCGAAUCGCAACAAGCUGGGCCUGAGCGACGAGGAUCUGGGGAUCAAUAUCCUCCUGCGACGGAAGAAUGUGUACGACUACGACGUUCGCGGCAAAAAGGGGCGCGAGCGGAUGUUCCCCUACGUGGCCCCGCGGAAGAAGGGUGACGAGUAUGGUGAAUUUAUUCGACCGGAGGAAUACCUGCGCGCGGAGGAGCGCGAGGAGGCCGACAUGCAACUGCGGCGGUCCGAAUCCCAGACCAAGCUGGGUCAGAAGCGGCGAUGGGACGAGACGGGGCCCGGCGGAGGCGCCAAACGGGCGACCGCGGGGGAAGCGGAUGGCACGCCACGAACGGGAGGGCUCAAUGCGGGCGAUGGGAGGCGCAUGACGGAGAGCGAGGGUGACGAUAACGAGGGAGACGACGACGGCGAUGCCGAUGCAGGCGGCACGGAGGGCGAGGCCGGCUUCGAAGGGCCGGCAAAGGCGGUCUACGAGAAAGCGACACUUACAGUACAGGCACGAAUUGGGUUUGUGGAUUUCACGGGAGUGCAUGACAAGCGCAGCCUGGAGAUGCUGAUCCCGCUCAUCCAGCCGCGGAAGUUGAUCCUGGUGGGCGGGAUGAAGGAGGAGACGACGGCACUGGCGACGGAAUGCCGGAAACUGCUCACGGGCAAGGAAGGGUCAAUAACGGAAGACUCAGCGGUGAUCUACACGCCAAGCAAUGGUGAGACGAUCGAUGCCAGUGUGGACACCAACGCGUGGAUGGUUCAACUCAGCCACCCACUGGUGCGGCGGUUGAAAUGGCAACACGUUCGCAGUCUCGGUGUGGUGACGCUAACGGGGCAGUUACGGGGGCUGCGCACGAAGGAUGCAGAGGAGAAUGAGGAGGAGGGAGCCACACCUGCGAAGAAGCCGAAGCUUAUGGCGGAGGCGGAGGAAGCGACGAAGGUCGUCGACGACGCGACGACGAUGCAGCAUCCGCUGCUAGACGUACUUCCAGCCAACAUGGCGGCAGGGACGCGGUCCAUGACACGACCACUGCACGUCGGGGACCUCCGGCUGGCGGACCUCCGCAAGAUCAUGCAGGGGGCAGGACACAAGGCAGAGUUCCGGGGCGAGGGCACGCUGCUGAUCGAUGGGAUGGUAGCGGUGCGCAAGUCUGGGACGGGGAAGAUCGAGAUGGAAGCGGCAGUGCAGCCGUCGCGAGGAGGGAGUUUUCUAGCGGUGAAACGGAAGAUCUACGAGGGACUGGCUGUGGUGGGGAGUUAA
This is a messenger RNA of Aspergillus tanneri, 2988 nucleotides long. RefSeq names its product cleavage polyadenylation factor subunit CFT2. Gene Ontology annotation, biological process: mRNA 3'-end processing by stem-loop binding and cleavage. Lineage: Eukaryota; Fungi; Ascomycota; Eurotiomycetes; Eurotiales; Aspergillaceae. The transcript has 2 exons. Bases 1 to 2988 code for a protein of 995 amino acids. Gene Ontology annotation, molecular function: RNA binding. The record is from RefSeq and is a predicted model, not a curated record. Gene Ontology annotation, cellular component: mRNA cleavage and polyadenylation specificity factor complex.